AGCUUUAUCAGCUACUAUAAGCUUAUUUGUAUCCAAAACAGGGUCUUACUGUGUUUUUUAUCUCUAAUUAGUUAAGGAAGUAAUAUAAUGAUAAAAUAGUAAAGCUGCAAAGUGUAGAAGUUGUUGGUAGUAGCAUGCACACUGCUUCUUGCUGUUUCAAGCAAAGAGAAACAAGAGAGAGACACAGAGAGAGAGAAAGAGAGAGAAUAUCACUGUUUCAGAAUGUGAUGUGAUGAGUGGUUUCACUCAAAGGACUUCAAAACUCAGUUUCCACUUAUUAGGAUGAGUUCCUUAGAAGAAAAGGUUAAAAGUGUUGGAGCUGCAGGAGUUGGAGGAGGACUUGUUGCUGAGAUGAAAUUGCUUAAAGAAAUGCAGGAACAUUGUGGGGUAAGAAAGACUUUAAAUUCAGAGUUAUGGCAUGCUUGUGCUGGCCCUCUUGUGUCUUUGCCUCAAGUGGGUGGUCUUGUUUAUUACUUCCCUCAAGGACAUAGUGAACAGGUUGCAGCUUCUACUAGAAGAACAGCAACCUCACAGAUUCCAAACUACCCUAAUCUUCCAUCUCAGUUGUUGUGUCAAGUUCAAAAUGUCACAUUACAUGCUGAUAAGGAGACAGAUGAAAUCUAUGCUCAAAUAACUCUCCAACCAUUGAAUUCUGAAAAAGAAGUGUUUCCUAUAUCUGAGUUUGGACUAAGCAAAAGUAAACAUCCAACUGAGUUUUUCUGCAAAACUUUGACUGCUAGUGAUACUAGCACACAUGGUGGCUUUUCUGUUCCGCGCAGGGCAGCGGAGAAGCUAUUUCCUCCUUUGGAUUACACAAUUCAACCACCGACACAAGAACUUGUUGUUCGAGAUUUGCAUGAUAAUACAUGGACAUUUCGACAUAUCUACCGAGGUCAGCCGAAGAGACACCUUCUCACAACGGGGUGGAGCUUGUUUGUAGGCUCAAAAAGGCUUCGAGCAGGUGAUUCUGUUCUUUUUAUCAGGGAUGAGAAAUCGCAAUUGCGAGUUGGUGUCAGGCGUGCUAAUCGUCAACAGACAACACUACCAUCAUCAGUACUUUCUGCCGAUAGCAUGCACAUUGGCGUGCUUGCUGCUGCAGCUCAUGCUGCUGCUAAUCGAAGUCCAUUCACAAUUUUCUACAAUCCAAGGGCAUGUCCUUCAGAUUUUGUUAUUCCACUGGCAAAAUACAGAAAAUCUGUUUACGGGACUCAGCUCUCGGUUGGCAUGAGAUUUGGUAUGAUGUUUGAGACCGAGGAAUCGGGAAAGCGCAGAUAUAUGGGCACAAUUGUCGGUAUCGGUGAUGUCGAUCCAUUAAGGUGGCCUGGUUCAAAGUGGCGAAAUAUUCAGGCCGAAUGGGAUGAGCCAGGGUGUGGUGAUAAGCAAAAUCGAGUUAGUGUAUGGGAGAUUGAAACUCCUGAAAGCCUUUUUAUCUUUCCUCCUAUGACUUCGAGUCUAAAACGGCCAUUUCAAUCCGGAUUUUCAGAAAAUGAGUGGGGGACUUUGUUAAGAAGACCUUUUAUCAAAGCACCUGAAAAUGGAACAAUGGAUCUCUCAAACUCAAUGUCAAAUCUCUACCAAGAAAACAUAAUGAAGAUGCUUUAUAAACCACAAGUUAUCAACAACAAUGGAACCUUUUUACCUGUCAUGCAACAAGAAUAUGUUCCUACACGAGUUCCCUUGCAAGAUAUGAAGUCAUCGCAGGCAAUAGAGAAUCCCAACGUUCAUCUUUCAAGUACAGAAAGCAUAAUACCUAAUUCCUUAAACAUGCAUUCAUUGUUAAAAAGUGAUCAACCUGAAACAUUGCACCCUUUGUCCAAAACUGAUAAGCUCAAAUUAGAAUCCGAGGUGUUACCUGAUAAUAUGUUUGACUUUCCUCCUUUCGAAGGCAGCAGUAUUGAGGCCGCAAACCAAUUAACAUAUCAUAAUAAAAACCAAAUCCAGAAUCCAUCACUCACUCAAACUAGUCCAUGGCCUAUGCAGCAGCCUCAGUUAGAAUCAUCGUUGUUGCAUCCUCAACUGAUUGAUACGGUUCAACCUGAUUCUUCUAUUAUAAACAACAUGCUUCCUCAGCUAGACGUUGACGAAUGGAUGACGUAUUCUUCCUGCCAACAUCAAGUAGUGAAUCCCUCUAUACCUUCAAUGAACCAAGAAGUGUGGGAUAAUUAUGUCAAGAAUUUUAACUUGAAGGAUCUAUCGGAUGAAAGCAAUAACCAAAGUGAAAUUUGUGCCAGUGUUGAUGUUAGUAAUAGUGUGAAUAACACCACUAUGGCUGAUCCUUCUACUUCGCACACCAUUUUCGAUGACUUUUGCACAAUGAAGGAGAAAGAUUUUCAGCAACCUCAAGAUUGCAUGGUCGGCAACUUAAGUUCUAGUCAGGAUGGCCAGUCUCAGAUAACCUCCGCAAGUCUAGCUGAGUCACACGCCUUUCCUCUGCGAGACAACUCGGGUGGUACAUCUUCAAGCCAUGUUGAUUUUGAUGAAAGUAGCUUUCUGAAUAAUAACUCAUGGAAGCAAGUAGCUGCACCGAUCCGAACCUACACAAAGGUGCAAAAAGCAGGUUCUGUAGGAAGAUCAAUUGAUGUAACUACUUUCAAGAACUAUGAAGAGUUGGUCCGCGCUAUUGAAUGCAUGUUUGGACUGGACGGUCUGCUGAAUGACACAAAGGGUUCCGGAUGGAAAUUAGUAUAUGUAGAUUAUGAGAGCGAUGUUCUACUUGUUGGAGAUGAUCCUUGGGAGGAAUUUGUGGGAUGUGUCCGCUGUAUAAGAAUAUUAUCGCCUUCAGAAGUUAAAGAGAUGAGUGAAGAAGGGAUGAAGCUUCUCAACAGUGGAGCAUUGCAAGGAAUCAAUGUUUGAUAUGUUCUUGUAACCUUGUCAUUAACAAAAUGUUAUUGUAAUGUAUGAACUAAAAUAACAUUCAUUUAGGAUUGCAGCAUUGGUAAUGGUAGGUAUGUAUGGACCAUACAACCCUUCAAGGGGGGAAUAUGAGUCCUCUUUAGUUUAUGACAGAAAAAAGUCAUGAUGUUUAAUGAAUCAAAAGGUUAACAUACCUUAAUUUGUAUUGUAUUCUUGGAAGCAAGUGGAAGUAUUAGUAUUAUAUUAUGCUUUAUGUUUUAUCACUCUCUUUAUUGAA
Molecule: messenger RNA, 3130 nt
Organism: Trifolium pratense (red clover)
Lineage: Eukaryota; Viridiplantae; Streptophyta; Magnoliopsida; Fabales; Fabaceae
Product: auxin response factor 5
Exons: 15
Coding region: 283-2853 (856 amino acids)
Biological process (GO): response to hormone; regulation of DNA-templated transcription
Cellular component (GO): nucleus
Molecular function (GO): protein binding; DNA binding
Source: RefSeq, a predicted model, not a curated record